CAAAACAACAACAGAAAGUCUUGGGUGCCUGCGUCAGAGACUUAUGUAAUUAAUUCCAAGUGAUACCUGCUACAAUGCGGGUGCAAAGUGCAGUGGAGAGGUGGUGGGAGGUGACGUGAGUCCAGAAGUCAUGCGGUCUGGGGAUCAUUGUCCUAAACAAAACACGAAAAAAAGGGGCGCCGAAGCUUUUCUGUCGUUCGUUAAUAUCACACCCAUGGAUGUUACGCCUAAAUUUCUCGAGGACAUUCGGGAAACCUGGCUUCCUCCUUCCCAUCCGGCGGAACGCUCCGAGGGCAGGCGCCGCUGGGCCGGCAGAGGGCGCCAGGCCAGCCCCCGCCACUCCGGAACCGCGUUAUGGCCGCGGCGCGCGUGCAGCUGCUCGUGUCCGGGCGUCCCGAGUCGGUGAGCUUCGCACGGAGUGUGUGCGGCCUCCUGGGCGCUGGGCUCGGGCCUGGGCCAUGGCCUACGUACUGCAGCUUGAAGCGAGGACACCUAAUCCUCUCAGAUCAGCCGUUUCCGGGCGCCUCGGUGACGCUUCCGCUUCAGAGACCUCCUUUCUGCCCGUUUGCGGCCUUGGACCCGCAGCCCUGGACCACCGGAGCCGAGCUGCCCAUGAAUCGAAGUGUGGAUCUGGGUGUGGCUAUCAUUCUGCAGUCCAGCGACCAGACUGUCUUGUUGACCCGGAGGACACGAACCCUCCGAGUUUCCCCCAAUCUCUGGGUACCUCCAGGUGGGCAUGUGGAACCUGAUGAGGAGCUGCUGGACGGAGGACUCCGGGAGCUGUGGGAGGAGAGUGGACUACAGCUGCCCCAGGGCCAGUUCUCUUGGGUCCCUCUGGGAUUAUGGGAGUCUGCCUAUCCUCCUAAGCUGACCUGGGGUCUCCCCAGGUACCAUCACGUCGUUCUCUAUCUACUUGUGAUCUCCCAAGAAUCACAGCAGCAGCUGCAGGCCAGGAUCCAACCAAACCCAAGUGAGGUGAGCGCCUUUACAUGGUUGGGUCCAGAUGUAGCAGCAGCAGUGGCUUCCACAGAAGAUGGGACAGAGGCUCCCAGACACCUCCCCCAGGACCUACCACCCUCUGUCCCUGUGGUGGAACUAGACAAGGACGGAGGAACCCGACCGCUGGCCCUGCCCGUGUCCACACUGCUACAGACAACCCCAACCACGCCAGAUGACAAAGAGAGGGUCAGCACAGGCACCAAGUUUGCCCUCGGUCUCUGGCUGCAACAUCUGGGCAAGAAAAGGUAGGGCUGGGAUGGCAGCCGAGGUGACGGGACAGUGCUUCUUGGUCGGGGGCAGAUCCUCCUCAUCUGAUGAGCUUUCUAUCGUCAAGUCAAUAACUUCAACCUUUUUCUUACUCUCUGAUGGAUUCCCC
Molecule: messenger RNA, 1375 nt
Organism: Tupaia belangeri chinensis (Chinese tree shrew)
Lineage: Eukaryota; Metazoa; Chordata; Mammalia; Scandentia; Tupaiidae
Gene: NUDT17
Product: nudix hydrolase 17
Exons: 8
Coding region: 355-1248 (297 amino acids)
Biological process (GO): NAD+ catabolic process; NADP+ catabolic process
Cellular component (GO): peroxisome; cytosol
Molecular function (GO): NADH pyrophosphatase activity
Source: RefSeq, a predicted model, not a curated record